AUGACUACCAAUUUGCAAUCUCGGUCGGCAUCAGUUUCAAACCUGGGUGACUCCGAAGAGCCAAGCUCAUUUUUGCCCGGUAAGAGUGGCGCCUCAAAGAAUGUUGGGAAUAAUUUAAGAUCGGCAUCGAUUGGAUCAAGCUUUUUCAAUAAAGAUGCUUCCAAUUUUUUCAGUCCUAAGGACGCUGCCAACACAACGUCUAGCUCAAUGGAUGAUGAGUUUAUCAAGGAGGCGAACGAGAAUCCGUCAAACCCUCCAACAUCGAGAGAUUUGGAUAUUGUUGAUGCGUUAGGCACCCUUAACUUAGAUGAAGAUUUUGAAUUGGCAAAUAAAGAUUCCACCACCAUUAAAGAAAAAAAGGAGACACAAACCUCCAAUGAAGCUACCAAACAAAGAGACACUCCUACUUCCAACACUCCAUUCCAACAUGCUCAAUUCUUGUAUGCGGGCAAUGGAAACACUAAAGAUGUGAAUAAUAAUUACCAUCAACAGUUUUAUUCGCAGUACCCAGCACACCAGGGUUCUUUGACUCCAAACUCGUCGAUUGGCGCCUUUGUUCCCUCAGCAUUUGGUCAUGUUAAUACACCUUCUAGUACAUGGAGCAACACAUUUAUUCCUUCAUCUGCACCUCCAUUUGCAUAUGGGAAUAGCAAUGCGACCAGCGCCAAUGCAUUAAAUGUGAAACCAUUUGAACUUCCUGAUGAUGGAAAAUCGAAGGAUACGGCUGCUAAUGGCGAAUCCGUAAUUCCAGGAUUACACCUUCCAUUUACAACUACUCCACCUCCAUUGGAUACUUUUGGAGGGGUUUUGAACUCGCAAAUACCUUUUGGUGCUAAUGUCCCUAUAGGCAUGGAAUAUGGAUUCCAGGAGGGUUAUAAAUUAGCCGAGGGAGGCUCGUCUGAAAGUGAAGUUGAAAGUUCCGUUCCAUCUGAUAGGACCAAGACCUCUUCCAACCCUCAACAAUUCAUGCAAGGGUCCCUUCGUAUGGAUGGUGCACAGACUGCUGCUGUUAGUGACUAUCAAACGAUCGUAGGAAAUGAGAGUUCUCAUAACCACAAUCAAUUUAACAAUUUGCCUGAUAAUAUAAACUUUCCUUUGUUAAAUGUUGGUCAAAUGGUUCCACCCUCAGCUCAACCAGGCACUCCUAACAUGUGGAAUCAAAUUCCAAUGAAUUAUAAUUCGAACAUGAACCAGCAACAACAGCCAUUUGUGAACAACAGGGUCCCACAAAACCACGGUAUUACAAGUCAAGGAGUGAAUGGAGGCCGUUUCAACAACAAUGGUAAUAACAACAAUAACCAUAACCGUCGUAAUCAUUAUAAUUCAAAUGAUGGUAUGAAUGUUCAUCGUAAAAUGCAUAUAAAUAACAAAAGAAAGGGUGAUGAUGCCUCGAAGUAUACAAAUGCAAAAUUAGAAGACUUCACAGGUCAAAUAUACUCGUUGUGCAAGGAUCAACAUGGAUGUCGUUUCUUACAACGUCAGUUAGAUUUAGGCCGCGAAGCUGCAUCUAAUCCAAGUGCCGACUUAGAAAACAACCAGAUAUUAACUAAUGAUAUUGCUGCAACUAUGAUCUUUAAUGAGAUCUACUUGAAGAUUAUUGAGCUAAUGACUGACCCGUUUGGAAAUUAUCUUAUUCAGAAGCUAUUCGAAAAUGUAUCAGCCGACCAGAGGAUUAUUUUAGUCAAAAAUGCUUCUCCAGAAUUCAUUAGGAUUGCUUUAGACCCUCACGGUACCCGUGCAUUGCAGAAGUUGAUUGAAUGUAUUACAACUGAAGAGGAAUCACAAUUGAUUAUAAACUCUUUGUCUCCUCGCAUUGUAGCACUUUCAAGGGAUUUGAACGGUAACCAUGUUGUUCAGAAAUGUUUGCAGAGAUUGAAGCCUGAAGAGAAUCAAUUUAUAUUUGAAACUGCUUCGUUACAUUGUAAUGAAAUUGCAACUCAUAGACAUGGCUGUUGUGUUUUACAAAGGUGUUUAGAUCAUGGUAAUCUUGCCCAGCGUAAGCAAUUAUCAUUGAAAGUUGCAGAAAAUGCCACAAAUUUAUCAUUGGAUCCAUUUGGUAAUUAUGUUGUACAAUAUGUAUUAUCUAGAGGUGACGAUGAAUCGAUUAGAAUAAUUUUAGACCAUAUUAAGAAAAAUGUUGUUUCGUUAUCGUUGCACAAAUUUGGCUCUAAUGUUAUUGAAAAAUCUUUAAGAAUUAAUAAAUUGACUGACAGCUUAAUUGAAGUCUUAUUAUUAAACAAAGACAGAUUUAGUGAGAUGUUAAAUGAUGCAUUUGGUAACUAUGUUCUUCAAACAAGUUUGGACGUGGCUAAUGCUAGAGACUUAGGCAAGUUAUCCCAGGCAUUACAACCGUUAUUACCAAACAUCAAAAACACCCCUCAUGGAAGAAGAAUUAUGAUUAAAAUUCAAAACAUCUUAUAG
Messenger RNA from Debaryomyces fabryi, 2421 nucleotides. RefSeq lists its product as uncharacterized. The transcript has a single exon. Lineage: Eukaryota; Fungi; Ascomycota; Pichiomycetes; Serinales; Debaryomycetaceae. Bases 1 to 2421 code for a protein of 806 amino acids. The record is from RefSeq and is a predicted model, not a curated record. Gene Ontology annotation, cellular component: cytoplasm. Gene Ontology annotation, molecular function: mRNA binding. Gene Ontology annotation, biological process: post-transcriptional regulation of gene expression.